UCCGGUAUUCGCCAUAGUGAUAGUGACUUGAGGGCAUUGCCAUGACAAUUGGAAUUUGUUUGACAAGUUUACGUUGAUAUCGCAACUGAAAAUAUCUAUUGAUCUAACAGAAUUGGGAAGCAGAGAUGAAAAGAAAAGAAGCUGCUUUGAACGGUGAAUUCGAGCAGGACUUGCCUCCGGUCAGAAGUAAGGUGAAGAAAGAGAGGCCAGUUGUGGUGAAGAAGAAACCGGAGAAGAAAAUUAAAGGUUCUGAUUACUCAUCAUGGGACAAGUAUGAUGUUGAUAAGGCAUGUGAGGAAGUAGAUAUGCAAGAUAUUGGACCAUCCUCAUUGGACAGUAAGAAAAGUCAAUUAGCCAAGCUGGAGAAACUACGGGAAGAAGCGCAGUACGAGAAGGAGAGGGGCAACACAUUUGUGAAGCAGGAGAAAUGGGACGAUGCUAUAUCAUGUUACAACCGAGCCAUAGAGUUAGUGAGAGACGAUGCUAUUUACUAUGCUAAUAGAGGGCUGUGUUUCUUAAAGAAAGACAGCCUCCACCUAGCAGAGUCCGACUGUUCGGAAGCGAUCCGGCUGGACCCGUCGUACGUGAAAGCGUACCAGCGGCGCGCGUCGGCCCGCGAGCGCCUCGGCUCGCUGCGCGCCGCCUCGCGCGACCUGGCGGAGGUGCUGCGGCUGGAGCCACACAACCACGCCGCCAGGAAACAGCUUGAUGCCAUCAAAGCGAGGAUGGGGACCAAAGGGGCCAAAUCAAAAUCAUCACCAUCAUCAACACCUACAGUUGAAAGUAAACCACUGACCAAGCCGACACAGCCAAAGAUAGUGGAACUCCCUCCAGAACCAAAGGUCUCUGCUGAUGAUGAGUGGAGAAACGGAGCGGGAGAGAAUAUUAUGGUCAUUAAACCUGUUAAGAAACCACCGCAUUUGAGAUCGAAGCGCCCCCUAAAAUCAAUUCCAAUCCAAGAAAUCCAACUAGGCAAAACGACACCAGAAAAGCCGCCAACCCGUCUCAAAAUCAUAGAAAUAGACGACCAAACCCAUGGAGACUCCAACAACAACGAUUCUAAUAAAAUCGACGAUACUCCGAAGAAUAUGAAAGGGGAAGGAGACGUCGCUAGUCCAGAGUCGGUGAAGCUGGUCACUGAUGGUGCAGUCAAGGAGAAAGAUGUUAAGACUUUAGUCCCUCCAACCAAUAGUGUUCAAUUUAUGUCUGAAUGGAAGUAUUUGAAGGGACAGUGGGAGGCGCGGUGUGAAUAUCUAAGUAUAAUCGAGCCCUCAAAGAUCCCGUCGAUAUUCGCCAACGCGUUAGAGAGCGACGUGUUGUCGGACGUGGUCCGCAUCCUGCACGACAACAGCGACCGCUUCGCCGGGCGCGUGGCCGCCUACCUCACGCAGCUCAGCAACGUCAAGCGGUUCUCAGCAAUCGCUAUGUUCCUGUCGCCUAAUGAUAAACAAAUGCUCAACAAAUUGCUCGACCACUGCAAGGUAGCAGAGAACACAAGUGAAGACGCCAUCGCCGAUCUGAAGAACAAAUACGAACUUUAAUCACUUAGUUAUAUAAAUAUAUGAAUAAUUUCCCUUUGAAAUGGUGCUUGCAAAAUCCUAUAUGACACAUACUUUUAAAUAAUAAUAAAGAAAGAAAUAAUUAAUAACCUCAAAUAUCAAUGACCUUCUUUGUUAAAACAGAAACUUUGGAUGGAAACACAGAACAGAAAAUCUCAAUUUUCUAUAGAUCGUUAACGCCAUGCAACGUUGUGUUUCUCUCUCUCUCUCUCUAUUGGAACAGAAAAGUAGAAAAGGAAAUUCUCAAAGAGCGGUAUAAGGACAAAAUAUUAUUUCUAAUUUUUACUGUUCCGGAUUAAUUUCGUUGCGUGCUCCAAGAUAGUCAAGUGUUUCGUUUUUUUUCGUUCAUUUUAUUGUAGAUCGUGGCUUACAGGAGUUACAUUGACGUCAAUGUAUGGUGCUUUGUCCCAUUUAAAAAGAUUUUGACAGUGCUUUGUCUUGUCUAAAGCAAUGUUGAGAUACUUCCUUUUAGUUUUGGUUUAUCAAAAAUAAAUUGUUUAUAUAUGAUAAAUUACAAAACAUCGAUUUUUAAUUUAUGAUAGGAUGUUUUUUUCUCUCAAUCUUGAUCACUCCAAAUGUAUGCUACAAAAGUUCUCUUUUCAACCAUUUUAUGACUAUAAAACAGUUAAAUUUAUCUAUCAAAUAAAAUAAAUGCAACAAUUUUACUUAGUACACACGCCACAUGAUAAUACACAGUCAUGUAAGAGAAAUAUAUAAUUAAAGAAAUAAAGUAUAAUAAACAAAUAGUUCGCGUUUUAAUAAAUACAGUUAAUCAAAUCUUAUAUACAUAUAAAAUUCUCGUAUCUGUACUUUAUCACCAUAAUCCUACGAAAUGGAUAGACCGAUUUUAAUCAAAUUUAAAUAUUUAGUAGCUCUCAAAAUCGGCUACUAUCCAUUUUAUAUACCCCACAAUGAUAAGGUUCGUCCAACCCUAACCUCUUAUUAGUGUACGAUGUUUUUUAUACAACAUAAAUUCCCUAUUAAUAAUAAUAAUAUGAAAAAACAAUGUUUGCAGUGUUAGCUAUUAUAUAACUUUAUCUGUACAUGAGAUGAUAUUAUUUUACUUCAUGUAGCAAUUAAGGCGAGAAAUGAAGUUGUAUUUAUAAUGACAGAUACUUAUAUUUACAACCAAACCACAUGCAUUUUAAUCCUAUUAUAGCGUCGAAUAUAAAAGCCGUAAAUUAAGAUUACAAUAAAACUCAUUUAAAUAGUCAAUUAUAAUAUUCGGUUUUGUUAAUUCAAGACCUUAUUAAACACAGUUAACUAUCCCGUUCAGUAAAACUAGACGGGUAAUAUAACUGGAAUAGGAUUUUUUAUUAAAAAAUAUAUAAAAUUCAGUCAAUAUUUAUUACAUGAAUGCAUUUUAAAUAGGUAUAUUUGCAUAUGGGAUUUUGCAAAUGCUAUUAUCAUAUCAUUACUUGAGAUUCUAGAAAUAAGUGGAUUAAUAAUUGUUUUAUAAGCAACGCAAUAGCGAUUGGGGUCUAAAUAAAGUAAAAGCCUGCACACAGGGUAUCUGCAUGGUUCUGUUAAAUGACAGAAAUAUUGCUUUAAAAAAAUAAAUUAUAUUUAACUUUAUAAUAAUAAUUAUGCAAAUCAGAUCUCUCUUUGACAGUCAUAUCCCUGUUGCGUUGUUUAUGUAUUAAAUACAACGUGUAUCAAAAUAAACGCAAGACCCUACAAGGGGACAUUGUAUUCGUCAUUUUAAACAACUUUUAUCAUUGGAAUAGAUGACUAUAAUCGCGAAAAAAAAAACGAAAUCUCAAUACACAUCUGAGCGCACGACUUGAUAAAAAAUGUACUGAACAGCAUUUUUUUUGCGUUUGCAGUAUUGGUUCCAUAAUAAAAGUUGUUCAUAAUGAUGAGUGUAGCGACAGCUUUCAAGGUUUAUUCUUUAACACGUUGUAUAAUUUCAGUUGCUGCUGAUUUCAGAAAUUCGGACCCUUUAAGUCUGUUAUUGAAUCAACUGACCCCUACAAAGUACUGUAAACGCCGAAUCAAAUGACAACUAUUCAAAGAAAAUUUAAUAUCUUUGACUGGUCGUAAUUUUUUGAUCAACCAAUAACAGUCGAGAGCAGUAGAUUUGACAGAUUGUCUAUUUCUUAAGUCCACUUAUUUCUAGAAUCCAUAAUAAUUGUCACGUGACUUCUAAGUCUAUUUGAGAAAGGAACAACUUCAAUAUUAUAACGUUACACCUUUCAAUAUUAAAAUUUGUUUUGAUCGAGACGGCACACUCAUCCCCCACAAUGAUAAUAGUCCUGCCUAUGACUCAUAGUCAAACGCACCUAUUAUUGAUAAACAACUAACGUUAAGAGCUAGCAGUCACUGGCAUUUGCAAGACAGUCGGGCAACUGUCUCUCAACUAAAAAGAAACUGUAUUGUCUGUUAUAAUAAGUUAUUUAUUAAAGUGACCAUGACUCAUUAUAGUUAGUAAAACUUAAAAACUAUCACUGUAAGAGACCAGUAUCGUAUCGUCGACAAAAAGUUUCGGUUUAGCUAAAAGACAGUUGGAAGACUUUCUUGAUAGUACUUUUUUGCAUUUAGGUUUUAAUUAUAAAAUAUUUAUUUCAAUGAAUGGAGUAAACAGAAAAAAGGAGUCCACUCAUAUCGUGUAACGUUACAAAAACUACGGAGUCACGUGACAUUUCGAAUCAUUUAUUUGUUAAGUCAUUAUUGUGACGGAAUUAGGUUUUCUUUUUAAUAAUUAUGGUGCAGAGUAGCGUUUUGAGUUCUGUGAUUGAUUUUAAGCCCCAAUUAUAGAUUAUGGAUUUUUA
This is a messenger RNA of Trichoplusia ni (cabbage looper), 4330 nucleotides long. It is a transcript of the gene spag, whose product is annotated as RNA polymerase II-associated protein 3-like. Bases 126 to 1541 code for a protein of 471 amino acids. Lineage: Eukaryota; Metazoa; Arthropoda; Insecta; Lepidoptera; Noctuidae. The record is from RefSeq and is a predicted model, not a curated record. Gene Ontology annotation, molecular function: protein binding. The transcript has 10 exons.